Messenger RNA from Amphimedon queenslandica, 1260 nucleotides. RefSeq names its product cilia- and flagella-associated protein 99-like. The record is from RefSeq and is a predicted model, not a curated record. NCBI's taxonomy places the organism in Eukaryota, Metazoa, Porifera, Demospongiae, Haplosclerida, Niphatidae. The coding region runs from base 418 to 1155 and encodes 245 amino acids. The transcript is spliced from 15 exons.
AAUUCUUCUCAAUUCUCUUGUGCAUAUACUGAAAAAUCAGAGAAAACAAAAAAAGUUAUUCAGCAGAUAAUACAAGAGAGAGAAGCAAAAGUAGAAUAUGAACCAAUUCGACCAGUCCCUGUCCCUGUAACAACAAAAGAAGCUCCUUCACUGAAGCUAAACACGACAGCCAUUUUGAGGGAAGGAGCAAGGAUACAGAGAUUGGAAGAGGAGGAGGAGAAAAGGUUAGCUGGGCUAGAAGCUGGCGAAAGAGAUACAGCUGAUUAUUUUAAAUGGCAAGGGGAGGUCAAAGAAGAGACAGCAGCUCGAAGACUAGCAGAACAAAAGAAACGACAUUUAGAAGGACAGUUAAGCUAUGAAGAGGCUAUCAUUGCCAAGCAGACCUUUAUACAGGAGACCAAAGACAAAGUUGCCCUCAUGAAGGAAGAGUCUGAGCAGUUUAUGAGCGAAUAUUUCAAAAGAAGGGAGGAUGAGAGAAAGGAAAUGAGACGUCUUGUAGAGGCAACAAUGCUAGGACACCAGAAUGUAAAGGAAGCAAAAAUUAAGCUCCAACAAAUGAAGCAAAGACUCGUUCAAAAGAUGGAGAAAGAAAACCAAGAGCUUUUGAAGAAAGCACUAGAAGAAGAAGAAGCAGAAAUGAGAAGAAAAGUUGAACUGAUCCAACAGAUUAAAGCAAUGGAAAGCAUUCCAGUAUCACGUACCAAAUUUGUAGACUUGACUGAAACAGGAGGACAGGGACUGUUGUCUGAAAUGUCAGUGGUUGAGUUAAGGGAGAGAUUGGCUUUAUUAAAGAUUGCAAAAAGCGAAGAGCAGGAGAGAAAGAAGAAAGGAAUUGCAGCAACAAAAGAGGCUAAGGAAAAGCUACUUCAGGAGGCAAUGACUACAAUAAACAGACACAAAGAGGCUCAGGCAGCUACAGACAAAAUAAAAAAUAUUAAAGGGAAGGAUAGCAAUAAAAAGAACUUAAGUAUUGCUGCUAAAGAUAAAGAGCUUAAUGACUUGCAGGAAAAAUUAGAAUUGAAAAGAAAAGAAAGAGAAAGACUAAGACAAGAAAGUGCAGAUGCAACAAGACAAAAGAAGAACCUUCCAUUAUCAAAUCCUAGUACUCCACUUUCACCACUGGAGACACUACUGAGAGCUGCUGGAUCUACGUAACUAAAAACAUUUUAAUACACUUUAUUUUUUUAUGUAACUGAGAGUAUAAUAAGUAUAACAAAAUAAGAUUAAAUGUUUGAGGAAGUACUAAUACAUGUGCUGGUA